Messenger RNA from Penicillium mononematosum, 2562 nucleotides. RefSeq lists its product as uncharacterized. The transcript has a single exon. NCBI's taxonomy places the organism in Eukaryota, Fungi, Ascomycota, Eurotiomycetes, Eurotiales, Aspergillaceae. Bases 1 to 2562 code for a protein of 853 amino acids. The record is from RefSeq and is a predicted model, not a curated record.
AUGGAGCCGCCUCACCCUCCAGGCAGCACCCCCCGGGAAGAAAUCGAAAGCCAUCUACUCCCACAUCAGCAACAACAAAACCAGCAAGAACCCAAUAUUGACCUUGCAAGAGAAUCUGACACUAUCUCAACCCUUACAAACACUCCCGGUACCCCUAUAGCGCUCCCAACGAGUACCCCGCAUUUUCAAAAAUCACCUUUCAACUUUACAACGACGCCAUUUCUACUUCUUCUCCAUGGCGCAGAUACACUGGUGUUUAUUGACCCUUCUCCUGAGACAAUCCAAUCCAAGUUGCCUCUUUCCGUACAGACAGUUCCCCAUCGCAUCCACAGUGAAAGAUUAUUGGCUACAGGCUCGGCUUACUUCAAACGACUCUUCAAUCCGCAAAUGCAAACUCGGGUCCAAAAGCGACGCGGCUUGACUGGAAAACUACCAGAUGGAAUUCAAUAUGUCUUGGACCUCACACCUCCAACUCUAGACGAAGAUGCAGUCAUCUUCCUAACCGAGCUUUCAUGUCCUAUGAGUAUCAGGACUUGGGCCUCGAAACAGAGAAUGUGGAACUUGCCACGGUCCUGUGUUGGAGGACAAGAUGAGUUGGAGUCCGUCGAGCAGCUCACACAAUUCCCUACAACAUCCCCUGAGCCCGGGACCGAUACCUGUGGCGACCAUCUACGUGAACGUAUGAAAAAUGAGCCGAUUGAAGCCUCAUCUGAACCGCAGGACAAAUUUUCAGAAUCACGGCCUAAAAUAGUAGAGCAGAAAAGCCUGCCGGUGGAAUAUUCAGCCUCCCGUCAUCGUGAAGGCAUCGAGCACAUUCUCCACGUUUUGGAAGGACUAAACCCUAGAAUAGACACUCCUUGCAAGAUGUGGACUUUUUUUGCGCUCGCCAAAAUAUUGGACGUGGCUACGGUGCCGGCCAUCUCUGACCACAUCAUCUCGUGGUUCUACGAGCUCAACAACAGUCGGUUCAUUGAGCUUCAUCCCGAUGUGACAUAUCGAGUGGCAUGCGGUAUCAAGUCUCCCUACCUCUGCCGAGAUGCUUUUAUUGAAAUGGUUGGAGAUGAAGCCCUGCUGUACCUGAUCCGGGCUACAUGUUUCAAACCGAUCGGGUCAAUGGAAAGCUUGGUGCGGAGCCAUAUUUCCGAUAUUCUAGACGACACAGAGGUGCAACGUAUCGAAUAUGCCAGCAAGAGUUUUGGUGACUACGUCGUUCGGUGCUUCUUACAGUUGGCCGGACAUGAAAUGCCCUGGUUGGCACACAUUACUGAGUUCCAGAAGCUUACGCGCCAUCUUCAACUUUAUCCUACAGACCGUGGAGUCGUAUAUCCACUGAUCGUGACGCUGAAGGAAUUCAUUCGUGACCGCAUCUACGGGGCAUUAAUCAAUGAAAGAGACACAAAUCGCUCAUUCCAUGUGGCGCCAAACUUGGAGAGAUCCGAAAACGCAUACCACCGAUGGGGCAUAGACAAGGGAUUUGUCCUCCAGCGAUUAAUCGGGAAAAGCUUCUGGGGCGCACUGCUAUCCCUAGAUCUCUACCAAGAUUCCACCUCUCGCAAGGAGUCUCAUUCUUCAAUAGCGGAAAUUGGCAAUGGCUCACCAGCCUUUGGUGGUGAAACUGCAGCAAUGAUCCGCCACGUGUCGCCCGGUGAAGUUCGACAGAUGAGCCAUGUGUUCAAUGAAACGGUUAGAACUAGAGCGCAGGCUCGCCAGGAGGAAGAGGCUCUAGCUGCCAGACAUGCAGGUGGUCAUUUUACGACGGAGAUGACUAUCAACGUCCGGAAGGCAGAAACCGGAAUCAAGGUCGGCAGCACCUUUAACAACGGCCCAUUCCUCAGUCCCAUUCCUGCUCCCACCCCUAACCCAUGUCUUCCGCCUGCAUCUCGAAUGCCACACAAGACAGACAUCUCAGCCGUGUUCAACGAAAGCACAUUCAAAGAUGAGGUUUAUUCUUUCCUGAGACAAUACGCACUAGAGAUGUUGCAGCACCGCGGCCCACCCACAAUUCGACACGAACUCACAGAUAUCCUAACCUGCCUCACAUACAACGAAUUCCAAUACCUACCUCUAUGGGCGGGCGGAAACGACGAUGAAACGGGCGGUGUUUUCACCGACCUGAUCGUUCCCGCCACGGACGUCGGCGGAUUCUCAGCUCCGGGGCCUGCCGUGCACAAUGGCAGUGUUACCUCGAAUGAUUCUCUCAGCGAGAUCGAGCAUAGUGACGCCCAGAGCACUAUUUGUGGCGCGUCCCAUAAUGCCACUUACAGUCAUGCUUCGGAUAUCAUGUCCGUGGACUCUACCGACUAUUCACAGUUUAGGGUCAAGCGUGAGAAUCAUGAGAGCUAUGAUGAAGUCCGGUCGGAGGGUGAGAUAUCAUCGCUGGUUGGCCUGACCACCGACGAUGGUGAAUACGAAACACAGAGCGAUGAUACCAUUACCGUGGAUGUGGGAUCGCCUGAGCCUUCCUUUGCUGGUAUUUCCGAUGAUAUCGAAGUGGACAAAGUGGAAGACGAAGAAGGUAAUGAUACUGAGUUCGAAUUCAUCGAUGUCCACAACUACUUUUAA